Aspergillus welwitschiae is the source of this 2580-nucleotide messenger RNA. RefSeq names its product putative amino acid transporter. Bases 387 to 2150 code for a protein of 587 amino acids. Lineage: Eukaryota; Fungi; Ascomycota; Eurotiomycetes; Eurotiales; Aspergillaceae. Gene Ontology annotation, biological process: amino acid transmembrane transport. The record is from RefSeq and is a predicted model, not a curated record. The transcript has a single exon. Gene Ontology annotation, molecular function: amino acid transmembrane transporter activity.
CACCCUGUUAAUCAUGUGAUGGCCGUUGUGUCGCCCGGGUGCUGACUCAGACACCAGCCAAUCAGACAGCGCAGAAAGAGCACGGAGCGAAGAGUGACGAUCGACGGACCCAGUAAAAAGAAGGGAAUCGACAUCACUGACUGACUGCAUCCGCUGGUCCUCCCAAAGUACUUACGUCUCCCUCUCAAAGCAUCGGCUUCCUCUUUUGUAUCCUCCUCUCCUCCUCGCCCCCCUCCUCCUGGUUCUCCCUUCAAAUUUCCUUUGUUCCAUCUGGCAAUACCUCGACGGUCUACACGGCCGGACAAUGCUUCUAACAUUCUCCAGUCCCUGUUCCAACUGACCCCAUCCUCUCCCAACCAGAAAUUCGCCUCCGCCCCCCGUUUCCAAUGGCAGAUCUCUCCACAUCCCCCGGUCGGGAUCCCGACUCCGACUCGAGAGAAGCAAACAACGUCCUGUCCCAGCAUCUACAUCCUCAGUUCACUGCCUCCCUUCAGGAUGAGCUAACUGCACCCCCGGCCGAGCCCCCAGCUGAGCAAAGUAGCGGUGAUGCUCCCUCCGAACCCCAGUCCUCACUGAGACUGCAAGGCGGCGAUAUCCAUCGAGACUUGUACCGUAUCGACGCCAAAUCAAAGAUAGCUCGCCUGGACAAACGGGCAGCGACUUUCUCUUUCCUUCCGAGACGCACAGAUGAUGUAGUCGAAGAAGGCGUGGCCGCCAUGGAGCCGGGGAGCUUCCGCCGUCACUUCGUUCAGAACAAGUACGGUCGGCUCGACCAGCCGGGCGUGACCUCGUCCUUUCUCGAUUUCCUUGAUAUUUAUGGCAACUUUGCGGGUGAGGAUUUGGCGGACACAGAGGAGGAAUCCGCCAUCGUCGAAGAAGAAGAGGAAGAAGAGGAAGAGACGAGACCGUCCGAACGCACUGCUCUCUUGCGGCGACGGCGGAGCUCACGAGCCAGCCGCCCAGGCGAUGCUUCCAACGUCAAGACCUUCUUUACCCUCCUGAAGGCAUUUGUGGGGACGGGCAUUAUUUUCUUACCCAAGGCCUUCCGCAACGGCGGGAUCCUGUUCUCCUCCAUCACCCUUGUAACAGUGUCGUUGAUCAGUACCUUGUGUUUCCACCUGUUGCUGGAAUGUCGGAGACACUAUGGCGGUGGCUAUGGCGAAAUUGGCGAGCGGAUCGGUGGUCCUCGACUUCGGACGUUGAUUCUCGCAUCCAUUGUAAUCUCUCAACUGGGCUUCGUGUGUGCUUGCAUCAUCUUCACCGCAGAGAACGUCCACGCCGUCCUGGAAGCUGUGACAACAGACCUGGGCACGGCCUUGUCGACCGGUAAAUUGAUCGCCGUACAACUGCUGGUGCUCAUCCCACUGUCAUUGAUCCGAAACAUCUCCAAGCUGGGACCCAUCGCGUUGCUGGCGGAUGUCUUCAUCCUCGUAGGCUUGGCGUACAUCUACUUCUAUGACAUUGCCAGUCUCGCGUCCCGUGGUCUGGCCUCGUCGGUCGAACUUUUCAAUCGCCAGUCAUUCACACUGACCAUCGGCUCGUGUAUAUUUACCUUUGAGGGCAUCGGGUUGAUCCUGCCCAUCCAGUCGUCCAUGAAGCGGCCAGAACAUUUCGACAAACUUCUCUAUACUGUCAUGAUCAUCAUCACCGUAUUGUUCACGGCGGUUGGCGCGCUCUCGUAUGCCACCUUCGGCGCCGAGACCAAAACGGAGAUCAUCAGCAACCUGCCCCGCACGGACCGCUUUGUCAAUGUGCUCCAGUUCGUCUAUUCGCUCGCCAUCCUGGUCAGUUCGCCGAUCCAGCUGUUCCCCGCUGUCCGUAUCCUUGAGGGCAGGCUCUUCGGCCAGAACUCAGGCAAGCGCGACCCCAUGAUCAAGUGGAAGAAGAAUGUGUUCCGGACCGGUGCCGUGAUGACCUGCGGCCUGAUCGGAGCUGUGGGGGCCGGGGAUCUCGAUAAAUUCGUGUCGUUGAUCGGGUCUUUUGCAUGUGUGCCCCUGGUGUAUAUCUACCCGGCGUAUCUGCACUGGAAGGGCGUAGCCGAGUCCCCGUGGGUCAAACGGGGCGAUAUCGCGAUGAUGGUACUGGGUGUGGUGUUCAUGGUGUACACGACAAGCGCCACAGUCUCCGUUUGGCUAGAAGGAUCCGCCUAAAGCGCCCAAACUACAUGAGCAUGCGUAGGGAUACGGCGUCUUGGUUUCGCAUCUCGCAUUUGUUGGAGAAAGAAAAGAUGGGCCCGGUGUCCUGGCUCAGGUUUGUCAGUCAUUCAGCACACGAUCACUAUACUCCGGCCUGUUGACUGCCACUAACCAGCAUAACACAGCCAGAUUUUUAUUCUUGUUUUGCUCUCAGCCGGCCACCAUGGAGCUAACGGUUUGAUUCAUACAGCGGUAGUGAAGUUCAGCAUUUCGCAUGUGCAGCAGAUCCAAAAUCGUAAACCCCAUUCUGGAGUUAUGGGGAAAUGUUUCCAGUUGUACGCUGUUUUUGCUAUUGACACAAGAGGGAGGAUCUGUCUCUCCUGUCGUGACGAGGAAAUGAGUGAAAUGAAAUGAAAUUGAUAUGAAUUGAAAAAGAAAUAUCUAC